UUUCCACUUCAGAUUGGUGCCCCACCAACAGAAGCUUCGACUCGAUCAAAGAAAACUGAAGCAUUCCAGUCCCAGCCCUCAGUCAGGUCUCUGUUGUCAACUUGGCUCACUGCAUUCAUUCAGUUCAAAGCACUAAUCCCUCCUGCUUCCUGUCUGCUGCUGUCACUCUCUGCUUGUUGCCGUCCAGGCUGCAUCCUCCCCAGUUGCCUCGCACUGCAUGAGAGGAACGAAGGAGAAAGAAAGAAAAAGUCCCCCCCAAACUGGAAGCACAGACCACUUGGUUUACUUGCACUCAGUGGGCUGUUCCCCUGGCUACCCGCUGUUCCUGUGCACUCCACCACCGGUACCAGCUUCCUUGUCGCACCCCUUGCUCGCAGCCGACAGGAUCCCUGCUGGUCGACGACGGCGUGCAUCGACAUCGGGAUCCAUUUGGAAGCUGAGAAGGCCAGCGAGACUGUUGGACUGGAGGAGUGAAAGCAGGAAGAGAAGUGUCUCGCUGGGUGACGCAUUGACAGCCCAGGUCCAUUCCAGUCGUUGACAGCCACACAGUCACCGCCCGCCCAACCUACUGCGACUGCGACUGCGACUGCGACUCCAACUCCAAGGCUCCCUCUUUCCUUCCUUCCUUCCUUCCUUCCUUCCAUUGAGUACCUCUACCUACCUACUACCUUCCUUGCCCAACUUCUCUUUCAGGUUCCCAAUCCCCCUUCUUCCUUCUUCUUCCUCUUCCUCCUCCUCCUCCUCCUCCUCCCUUUUUCUCCUCCUCUCAACUUCCCCUCCAUUCUUCCUUCCCAAGAAACUCAACCACAGGUCGCCUCGUCUCCUUCUCCCCCUUCUCCCCUUAGUACGGUAGACUAGACCUGCUUCAGUCUUCAUUUCGUCUGCGAUCUGUUUACAUCCUUCGUCCCGCUCUACAUAAUACCUACCCACCCACUCACCCUUAUCGCACAUAACAGAGAGCGACGGCACAUCAGUCCGUCCUCACCUACCACACAACCGCCAAGAUGACACAAGGACAACAGCAGCAGCAGCAGCAGCACCGGAUCGUGAUACCCAGACCAGAAGCCUCGCGCACCGAAUCCUCGCUCCCGGGCCAUUUGCGCCCCUCGGUCAUCAAUGUGCCCGUCACUCCGGGCAUCAGCCGCGAGGCCUACGAAGAACAGCUCACCGACAUGCUCUCAGGUUCCACGGGUCCUGGCUACUUUGAGAGGCGAAUUGACGAGCACGACAUUGCCCGGUCUCCAGGCACCGUCGGCCUGGAGGAGACAGGAAGCGUGGACAGGCAGCUCGCGGUGGGUGCCGAUGCCGGCAAGGACUUUAUGCGCCGUCUGAGCACGGCCGUCACGGACUCCGGCGCGGCGGCCGUUGGGAACCAGGACUCCCUCUCCGACAUCCGCCACAAGUUCCCCAACCUGUCGCUUAGCGGAAACAUCAUCUCAGCCACCUUCACAAUCCCCCACCUGCUCAAGUAUACCAAGGGCAGCGGCGAAAACGGCACCACGGGUUCCUGGGAUCUAAAACCCCGCCGGGGACAGUCGGCGCUUUUCGAUUCGUUUUCGUACCUCUCGUCUGAUGACGCCCCAUGGAAUCACACGGUUGUCGCCUGGACUGGCGAGAUUGAGGAGGUCAAGUCCGCCCAGCACGCCGGCAAGGCGCCUGCUACCACGGUCGGCCAACCCUCGCUCAACCCCCUUUCCCGCCCCGUGCCCAUCGAUGGCAGCGUCACUCCUCCGGCCCACCCCACGGCAGACGGCCUCUGGAUCCCCAAGGAAGACAUGCACUUGCUGGAGCACGACCUGUCGCACAACCGCAAGAUCAAGACUGUCCCAGUCUGGCUCGCCGACGACAUCGAGGGCCAUGACGAUGGCAUCAGGCUGAAGGACCAGGCCCGCUGGAGACGCUACGCCGAGCACUCCCUCUACACGCUUUUCCACUACAAGCAGAACGAGCCCGCCGAUGGCCGCGCCGAAAGAAUCCAGUGGGCUGACUACUACCGCAUGAACCAAAAGUUCGCCAACAAGAUUCUCGAAAACUACAAGCCCGGCGACAUUGUCAUUGUGCAUGACUACAACCUGAUGCUUCUGCCUAGCAUGUUGCGCCAGCGGGCUCCCCACAUGUACAUUGCCUUUUUCCUGCAUUCGCCCUUCCCCAGUUCCGAGUUCUUGCGCUGCCUUCCCAGGAGAAAGGAAGUCCUGGAGGGCGUCUUGGGCUCCAACCUGGUCGGCUUCCAGAGCUACAGCUACUCGCGCCAUUUUGCUAGCUGCUGUACCCGCGUCCUUGGCUUCCCCUCCGAUACUACCGGCGUCGAGGCCUACGGCACGCGUGUUGAAGUCGGCGUCUUCCCCAUUGGUAUCGACGCUAUCAAGGUCGCUGCCGCUGCGUGGAAGCCGUCCGCCACUGCAAAGUUCGAGGGACUGAAGAAGAUGUACGCCGGCAAGAAGCUCAUUGUCGGCCGUGAUAAGUUGGAUAGCGUCCGUGGCGUUCCCCAGAAGCUCAUGGCUUUUGAGCGCUUCCUCGAGCUCUACCCUGAGUGGAGGGAAAAGGUCGUUCUCAUCCAGGUUACCUCGCCCACUAACAUUGAGGAGGAAAAGGAGGAUUCCGAGAACAAGAUCUCCAGCCGUGUCAACGAGCUUGUCAUGAAGAUCAAUGGCAUGUACGGCUCGCUUGGCGACACUCCUGUGCAGCAUUACCCCCAGUACAUUUCGCAAGAUGAGUACUUUGCUCUGCUCCGUGCUGCCGAUAUUGGCCUCAUCACCUCGGUCAGAGACGGCAUGAACACGACCUCGAUGGAGUACAUUAUCUGCCAGCGUGACAAUGCUGGCCCGCUCAUUCUCUCCGAGUUCAGCGGUACCGCUGGCUCGCUGAAGGAUGCCAUCCACAUCAACCCCUGGGAUCUUACCGAUGUCGCCAAGCAGAUUAACAAUGCUCUCACCAUGUCGCAAGAGCGCCGCCAAAGUAUCGAGAAGAGCUUGCUUGAGCACGUCACCAACAAGAACGUCCAGUUCUGGAUCACCGGUCUCCUACGUCGUCUGAUUAGUGUCCUCGCUAACAGAAAAGACAUCAUCGCCACUCCCCUGCUCGAUCGCGCCACCAUGCUCCGCAAGUACCGGGCGGCCAACAAGCGUUUGUUCAUGUUCGACUACGACGGCACUCUCACACCCAUUGUCAGGGAACCUAGUGCCGCCAUCCCGUCGGAGCGCGUUAUCAACAGCCUCAAGGCUCUGGCGGCCGAUCCCCGCAACGCCGUCUGGAUCAUUUCCGGCCGCGACCAGGAGUUCCUUCAGCAGCACCUUGGCCACAUUACCGAGUUGGGCUUCAGCGCAGAGCAUGGUAGUUUCAUGCGGCACCCGGGCUCGACGGAGUGGGAGAACCUGGCCGAGAAGUUUGAUAUGGGCUGGCAGGCCGAGGUUCUGGAAGUCUUCCAGAAGUACACCGACAAGACUCCAGGCUCCUUCAUUGAACGCAAGCGCUGUGCUCUCACCUGGCACUACCGCCUCGCCGAUCCCGAGCAGGGUCUCCACAUGGCUCGCGACUGCCAAAAGGAGCUCGAGACCACCGUCGGCCGUAAGUGGGACGUCGAGGUUAUGGCGGGCAAGGCCAACCUUGAGGUGCGUCCCACGUUCAUCAAUAAGGGCGAGAUCGCGAAGCGCCUCGUCACGGAGUACAAUGCCGAGCUCAAGGCUCUUGCUGCCAAGUCUUCGGGGUCGCCAGACAAGGUUGCUUCCGAGAAGCUCGAGUUUGUGCUCUGCAUGGGUGAUGAUUUCACCGAUGAGGACAUGUUCCGCAGCCUGAACGUGCUAUCCGGACCUGGCGAAGACGCCGAGAUCAAGCCCGAGAACUGCUUCACUGUCACGGUCGGCGCAAGCACCAAGGUUACACUGGCUAGGUGGCACUUGUUGGAACCUGAGGAUGUAAUUGAAUGCGUGGCCCUCCUUGCUGGCGUUGGUGGUGCUGGCGCUGGUGGUGCUGGCGGCGUGCUGUCCAUGGGAGAGGUCAACCUUGGAGCGUUGAGCACGGUUGAGGAUCACAUUCCCGAUGGCCAGACGCAGUAAGGGGUGUACAAAAAACCAACAAAAAAGGACGACAAAGUAAAACCAAGGGAGGGAAAAGCAGUAUAUGGGAUUAGAUGGGUUGUUUGGUCACCAGUGGCUGGCCGGGCUCGGCUGGGACUGUUUUUUUUUUUUCAUGUUCGUUGUGUUGAUAUCUUCCGAGCCCAGGCCUGAUGCAGGCCGGUAAUAUCUGUAUCCAUUGUGCGCUGCGUUGCAUUCUAUGAUUUCGAAGAGCGAUGAUAUUGAAGGGCAUGCCUUAGACAGAGAUGGUGCGUUAUAGGUAGACGGGGCUUGUGUUAUGAGUUAAUUAGGAUCCAGGAGGGAACAAGUUUUGAUGCUUAUGGUAACCUUAUAGUAUAUGCGUUCGCAUAGGAGGUGAUUUUAGAAGGAACCUUGUCUUUAGGACUUCUCUGAUGGUUGUAGUGACAUGAUUUUUAAAUGUGUUAGAUGUGCACUCCCAAGUGGGAUUACUGUUUGUAAUGGAUGAUCCCCAUUAUCG
Molecule: messenger RNA, 4548 nt
Organism: Neurospora crassa OR74A
Lineage: Eukaryota; Fungi; Ascomycota; Sordariomycetes; Sordariales; Sordariaceae
Product: trehalose-phosphatase
Exons: 3
Coding region: 1005-4052 (1015 amino acids)
Biological process (GO): fungal-type cell wall organization; cellular response to heat; trehalose biosynthetic process
Cellular component (GO): alpha,alpha-trehalose-phosphate synthase complex (UDP-forming); cytosol
Molecular function (GO): catalytic activity
Source: RefSeq, a predicted model, not a curated record